Messenger RNA from Aphis gossypii (cotton aphid), 1627 nucleotides. Its product is annotated as GTPase Era, mitochondrial. Bases 406 to 1587 code for a protein of 393 amino acids. Lineage: Eukaryota; Metazoa; Arthropoda; Insecta; Hemiptera; Aphididae. Gene Ontology annotation, biological process: ribosomal small subunit assembly. The record is from RefSeq and is a predicted model, not a curated record. Gene Ontology annotation, molecular function: GTP binding; rRNA binding; ribosomal small subunit binding. The transcript is spliced from 6 exons. Gene Ontology annotation, cellular component: mitochondrial matrix.
UUCACGUUUUCAACAACAGUCGCGGCUUUUGAGUCUAAGGUACUACUGCUACUACCUAAAAUUCUGAAUCCGUAAAAUAAUGAAUAAGUAUUAAGUAUUCAAGUCAUAUUCAUUCAAUUUUUUGACUUUUUUUAUUACUUAUUAAUGUUUAAUAUCAAAAUAUUCUUUAAUUGUUUUCAACUUUGACAUAAAAAGUUUCCAUAUUCGAUGUUGAAUUUUGAAUACUCUUAUCACAUUGUCAGCUCCGCUUUUUUAUAUUAUUCAUUUACAAUAUUAAAGAAAUGUUUGCAUUUUAUACUGUAGCUUAAUGAAAUACAUUAAAACAUUUAAAACGUAGAUACUUAUCUAGUUUAAUCAUUAAAGAACAUUGAGAUUGUUCAAUUAUUAACGUCUAACAUUCAUUCAAUGGCCAAGUAUCUCAAUACCAUCUUUCUAUCGAUUGGUUUAAAACCAAUUGUAACACCAAAUCGUGUUCAUUCAUUAUUGAAAUGUAACUAUAGUUUAAACCCAGAGAAAUGUCAUAGCAACAGUAUCAAUCAAAACGAGAAUGAUUUAAUCAAAAUAAAGCAUCAACGUCUGUUAAAAAUUGCCAUCAUUGGUGUACCAAAUGCUGGGAAAAGCUCUAUAAUCAAUUCUAUUGUUCAGAGAAAUAUAUGUCCUUAUUCUUGUAAAGUUCAUACUACAAGAUCUAGUGUUCGUGCUGUACGAACUGUGGGUGAUACGCAAUUAGUGUUUUUAGACACUCCUGGUCUUGUAGAUUCUACAGAAAUUACUAAAUAUAAUUUAGAAAAGACAUUUGCUAAUGACUCAGUUAACUCAAUCGAAGAAGCAGACAUAAUUGGUGUUAUUCAUGAUGUAUCCAAUCGUUUCACGAGAAACCGCUUAGAUCCCAAAGUGUUGAGACUUUUACAUCUCUAUCCUAACAAAGAUUCAUUUCUAGUACUAAAUAAAAUAGAUCUUUUAAAAUCAAAAAGCUAUCUUUUAGAUUUAGCACGAUCUUUAACAUGUUAUAAACAUCACAAUAUUCAUAUUCCCAAACCAUAUACCACGACAUCUGAAGAAACAAAAACUCAUGAAAGCUUAAAAAUUCAAGAAAGAAAGUUGGAAAAAACAGUUAAGCAGUCUAUUGGUUGGGAAAACUUUAAAGAUGUAUUUAUGGUAUCUGCAAUUCAUAGUCUUGGUUCAUCAGAUAUUGAGGAUUAUUUGUUACAAAAAAGCAAACCAUCACCUUGGAUGUUUUCCAAAGAUGUAUUGACUGACAAAGAAGACCAUAAGUUGGUGCUGCACAUGAUCGAUUCAAUAUUGUAUGAUUAUUUACCUAAUGAAGUUCCUUACAACUUAGAAGUAGAAAUGGAAUAUUAUGAAGUAUCCCAGGAAGGCAAUAUACACAUUGUCGUAUUAAUUCACUGCAAUACACCAAGAAUAGAGAAGUUGGUGAUGGGGAAAAAAGGCAGUCGUAUCAGGAACAUCGCUAAGAAAGCUGAACAACACCUUAGAAAUCUAUUUUUAACUGAUGUGUUCCUCAAAAUGGUUGUCACAGAUAAACCAAAAAAUUCUGUACAACACAUGACAGAUAACUUGACUUAAUAAUCUGACCAAUAUAAUUAUGAUCGUUAUAUCUGUUAAA